UCGCACAUGUGUUUUUGAGUUGAUAACGAAGAGCAUGCGUACCGAAGUGAUAUCGUGAAAAUAUUUCUGUAAUAUUUUGCUCUUAGUUGUUUAUGUUAUAAAUCAAAUUUACACUGUAUUGAAAAUGAUAACUAGAAUAAAUAAAUGUACAUUAUAUUUGACUUUCUGAUUUAAGUGUUUUUAAGUUGAUAGAUAAUUAAGGUUAAUGCGUCAUAGUGAAUACACGCAUAACCUAUCUAGCAGCUAAACGUUAAUUAGCGAUGGAAGAUGAGGAAAAAAGAUGUCACGAAGAGCCUAGUGAAUUUUAUUUUGAAUCUGAUCAUUUAGCAUUAAAAGGAAAUAAAGAUUAUAAUACUGUCUUAAAAACAAUCGUCAUUCUUGAAGCACAACGUGCUCAAGCUAUAGAAGAUCUAGAUAAACUUUUAUCAAUUCGUUCUAAAGCGCUAAAGGAUCCGAUAUCUUUUGUAGCUCAAAUACAAAAUGGUGAGCUACCAGAAUUACCAGGGCCACAAAAAAUUGCCGAAAUCCCUUACAUUGAUUGGAAACAAUAUAACAUAGCUCCACCUGAUACGCGAAUGAGACCACAAACAAGACAUGGGCACAUUUUGCCACAUAUACAAACAAAAUCAGAACAGGAGGAUGGAAAAAUUUUAGUAAGAGGACGUGCUUUUGAUGAAAGCAAACCAGAGACUUUCAAUCAAUUGUGGACAGUAGAAGAACAAAGAAGACUAGAGGAACUUUUAAUUGAAUAUCCACCAGAAGAUGUUGAAAUGAAAAGAUGGACUAAAAUAGCUAAUGCUUUAGGUAAUAGGACUCCAAAACAAGUGUCCAGCAGAGUCCAAAAAUAUUUUAUUAAACUCUCAAGGGCUGGACUACCUAUACCUGGUCGAGGUCCCAAAAUGAAAUUAGACAUUAAAAAAGGAAAUGGUCAUAGACAUCAACGCCAUAAUUCUUCAUUAUUGAGACGUUCUACAUUUUUUCCUCAUCAAGAUAUGUCCUUUGCAAUACCUGAUGAAAGCAAAGAACAGAUAAUUACAGAAGAAUCUGAAGAUGAUGCUGGAAAUAGUAUUGAUGAUAAUCCUGAACUGAGACACAUAGAAUUACUAAAAGAAGUAAAAAUUGAGAAAGAGCAGAAUUUGUCUCCUAUAUAUAAACAUAUUGGGUAUAAGUGUUCAAUUUGUGGAGAAGACCCUUUAAUAGGUACAAGGUGGCAUUGCACAGAAUGUCAAGAUGGAAUUGAUUUAUGUGCUGAUUGUGCUGUAGCACAAUUAGAAGCUGAAAAACCAUUACAUGAUACACUACAUAGACUGAUUCCUAUAAAACCAUCCCAAUAUACUAGAAGCUAUGAUCUAGAUUAUUUUCCACAAAGUUUCAGUAACUCUUCUUAUAAUUAUUUAGAUCCUAAUUUUUUACCUGAAUAAUUACUACUUGAUCAAAUAAAUAAAAAUUUAAUUCUCACAAAAGUA
This is a messenger RNA of Frieseomelitta varia, 1466 nucleotides long. RefSeq names its product ZZ-type zinc finger-containing protein 3 (gene Atac1). Gene Ontology annotation, molecular function: zinc ion binding. NCBI's taxonomy places the organism in Eukaryota, Metazoa, Arthropoda, Insecta, Hymenoptera, Apidae. The record is from RefSeq and is a predicted model, not a curated record. The coding region runs from base 261 to 1421 and encodes 386 amino acids. The transcript has 5 exons.